Messenger RNA from Rhagoletis pomonella (apple maggot), 556 nucleotides. RefSeq names its product protein bicaudal C-like. The transcript has 2 exons. NCBI's taxonomy places the organism in Eukaryota, Metazoa, Arthropoda, Insecta, Diptera, Tephritidae. Bases 163 to 531 code for a protein of 122 amino acids. The record is from RefSeq and is a predicted model, not a curated record.
CUAAAUAACUUAAACUCCCAAACGACGAGUUAACGGAGCUGAUCUCUCAGAGCGGACAAUACAAAAUUUUGCUAACGACCACACAAAGUUGUUUACCGAUUGUGUUAAGUUCACCUUUUAACUAAAAUCACAAACAAUUAAAGAAUAGCAACAACGGGAAUAAUGUUGUCCUGUGCGCAAAUAAACCAGCUAAUUUACUCCACGGCCGCUGGAGGGGUAACUACCGUUGCACCGGCUACUUCAAGUGCCGCUCACUCGUUGGGCGCACCAUCUAGUGGAGCACCAAGUGAAACGCAAAGCGAAAUCUCGUCUGCGGAUAGCGAUUGGAGCGAUAUACGAGCGAUCGCAUUGAAGUUGGGUGUAGCCAAUCCGGAUGACUUGCAUACGGAGCGUUUCAAGGUGGAUCGUCAAAAGUUGGAGCAGAUGCUAAAGGAGGACAGCGCGAUUGAGGGGAUGAAUGGCGCUGAGUAUUUUUUUGAGAGUGUAAGUCUUAUUUUUGAAAUAUUCAAAUUAACCCUUUUUACAAAGUAAACAAACUUCUGAUAAAUUUAGGUUA